Molecule: messenger RNA, 1087 nt
Organism: Dimorphilus gyrociliatus
Lineage: Eukaryota; Metazoa; Annelida; Polychaeta; Dinophilidae
Source: the annotation of a GenBank genome assembly
UAUGCAUGUAAUAUUUUUAGCGUUCAAAGACUAUUGCAUUGGUAACACAUUUAAGGCGGAAUGCGGUACAAAUGAAAUUGUUGUAAUGAGUCACGCAUUUUAUGGUAUUAUGAAACUUGGUUCUUGCAUAAAACAAACAGAAGACUGGGCUGUAGGAUGCUCAAAAAACGUUAUACAAAGAGCUGACAGACACUGUUCAGGUCGUUUAAAGAGAUGUGAAUUCCUUCCGGUAACGAUUUUCGAUGAUUUGAACCCGUGCAAUGCAGCGCUCAGAACUUACUUCGAGGCGGAUUACGUUUGCCGCGGGGUCUCUAAUAGAUUUUCCAAUUGCGAUUCGUCAAUUAUCCAGUUGGGUCUAGACGAAACGCGUUAUUUAGCGAGUAUGUCUUCUUUUUCUUCAGCUACUUGUCAUAAUUACAAGAUACGGGCUGCACAAGGCUACACUUUUAACAUCACACUGCACGAUUUCUUCACUGAACAACGUAACCCGGAUGAUACUGAGAAAGAGCGAGCCGUAUGCUCGAGUAAUAAGAGACGGAAUCAUGUUCUAAAGACGACAACCAAUUCAGUGGAAAUACGAUUAAACGAGAUAAAAGAAAUGCGAUUUCUAUUAGAAAUAACGGUAUUGGGCUGUCCAGAGCCAAAUGAACCUCCAGAAAAUGGAUGGAUACGGAGCGAGACGGACGGAAGUUUCGUGACCGGAUGUCACGGUUCGGACGAAACUUGGCCUUUAACAUGCAAAGAUCAACGCUGGGUUUAUCCGAUUACUACUUGUAAAUUGAAGAUUUAUAAUAUAAGGGUAGAAGAGUCUUUCUUAGAAUCUAGGAAAGGCAAGGCUAUCCUGGGAGCAACAAUUUUGGGAUGCUUUAUUGCCUUCUUCGUACCUUUUAUUAUUUUGACGAUUCUUCGAGUCAGAAUGAUAAAGAAAGAAAAGGAACGAUUUGAAAACAAAUUCGGAAUAAUGAAAUUGCCUGAAACCUAUCCCGGAGCAAACUUUAUUGUCGCGCCAGUCGGUUCGUAUAGUCGGCAGAGUAGCGGCGGCUCAAGUCAUUUAUAUGAAAGUACUUCGGCUUAUCAGAAACAAUAA